Messenger RNA from Microplitis mediator, 4142 nucleotides. RefSeq names its product calcium-transporting ATPase type 2C member 1 (gene SPoCk). Bases 487 to 3273 code for a protein of 928 amino acids. Gene Ontology annotation, cellular component: Golgi membrane; plasma membrane; endoplasmic reticulum. The record is from RefSeq and is a predicted model, not a curated record. Gene Ontology annotation, molecular function: ATP binding; ATP hydrolysis activity; P-type calcium transporter activity. NCBI's taxonomy places the organism in Eukaryota, Metazoa, Arthropoda, Insecta, Hymenoptera, Braconidae. Gene Ontology annotation, biological process: manganese ion transport; intracellular calcium ion homeostasis; calcium ion transmembrane transport. The transcript has 10 exons.
AGUAACAUAAAGUCAGCCCACACGGCAACAUUUGCUACCAAAGUAACAUCAUAUCAGUUAGUCGCUAUCAUAAAUUGAGGUACUGAGGUAUUCAGGUACUCAGGUACAGGUUGUUUUAUAUUUCCCAUGGAAUAAAAAGCAUUACCUAUAACUACAACCACUACAACGUCUCUCCUCCAGUACAAGGUAAAGCUUCUUUUACCUCUACCUCUUCCACGAGCGCAAUCACGAGCGCGAUCACGACCGCUGCCACUAGUACUCGUACCUCGUUCACCUGAUCAUUAGUGAACAUCACUCAGUGCAGUGCAGUGCUCUUACAAUUAAUUUAUUAAUUAAUUAAUUACUAAUCACCAUAUCAGCAUCGGUUAAAUUUAAUGAUAAAAAUAAAAUGACGUUUGUUAAAUUUUACGAGACUUUAAUAAUCUUCAAUUAAUUAAUUAACUACAUACUAAAAUUAAUAUUUUUAAUUACUUGACAUAAUUUACAAUGGGUUACGACGAGUUGCAGGAGGACAGUGUUAAUGCGGAGAUGUGGCUCACUACCGCAGAAGCCGCGAGUCUCGGAGCCGAGGAAGUCGCGGCAAAGUUCCAGGUCGACCCUAGAACUGGUCUCUGGUGGCAGGAAGCCGAUGCGAGGAGACAGAGAUAUGGAUACAAUGAGCUCACUGUCAAGGAAGAUGAUCCCACGUGGAAGAAAUAUAUCGAACAAUUCAAAAAUCCUUUGAUUCUUUUGCUAUUGGGCUCGGCACUAGUGAGCGUUUGUAUGAAACAAUUCGACGAUGCCGUCAGUAUCACAGUAGCGAUAAUAAUUGUCGUUACGGUGGCAUUCGUUCAAGAAUACCGCUCGGAAAAAUCAUUGGAGGAGUUGAAUAAAUUGGUGCCGCCAACAUGUCAUUGUUUGCGCGAAGGUCGAGUGGAAAGUUUCCUCGCCCGCAAUUUAGUUCCCGGCGAUAUCGUUUUUUUGAAUAUCGGCGACCGAGUUCCCGCCGACAUUAGAAUAUUCGAAGCGAUAGACCUGGCGAUUGACGAGUCCAGUUUCACUGGAGAGACGGAGCCGUCGCAAAAGUCGACGGCUCCGCUGCUGAAGAGCAACGGCCACACGUCAAAGCGCAACAUCGCGUUCAUGGGAACACUAGUGCGCUGCGGAAAUGGCAAAGGAAUCGUAAUAAACACCGGAGAGAAGUCCGAGUUCGGAGAAGUCUUCGCGAUGAUGCAGGCCGAGGAAGCGCCCAAAACUCCUCUUCAGCGCAGCAUGGACAUUCUCGGCACCCAGUUGUCCUUCUACAGCUUCUGUAUAAUCGGGGUGAUAAUGCUGCUCGGUUGGUUCCAGAACCGCGCGCUCUUGGAGAUGCUCACAAUCGGAGUCUCUCUCGCGGUAGCGGCUAUUCCAGAAGGGCUUCCGAUUGUCGUCACAGUAACUCUGGCCCUGGGAGUCAUGAGAAUGGCCAAGCGCAAUGCCAUCGUAAAGAAACUCCCUACCGUUGAAACUCUCGGGUGCGUAAACGUAAUUUGUUCCGACAAAACCGGAACCAUUACCAAGAACGAAAUGACUGCCACGAUAAUGAUCACCCCGGAGGGAUACAUCGCAGACAUAACUGGCACCGGGUACAAUGACCAGGGAGAAGUGAGGAUCAGGAAGUGCGACAACAUGGAUCUCGCCCGUUCCGCAGUCACAAAUCUUCUUGAGGUCGGCAGUGUUUGUAACAACGCGAUCAUACAGAACGACACGCUUCUAGGACAGCCGACUGAAGGUGCGUUGGCCGCUGCUGCGAUGAAGUACGGGAUGUAUGGGGUCGCUGAAAAAUACUUGAGGCUUCAGGAGUAUCCAUUUUCAUCGGAGCAAAAAAUGAUGGCUGUUAAGUGCGCGCCGAAGUACACUGAAGAUCGUGAGGAAAUUUUUUUUGCCAAGGGAGCGAUUGAAAAAAUUCUUGCCCAGUGUACCAAGUACUCGGCAAAUGGACAACUGUACCAACUGAACCAGAAAAAAGAAAAAGAAUUCGCGACAGAGGCUUACGAAAUAGGACAGCAGGGUCUCAGAGUACUGGGACUCGCCAGAGGGUCAUCGCUCCAGGAUCUUGUCUACGUGGGACUGAUCGGGAUCUGCGAUCCUCCGCGCGAGGGAGUUCGCGAGGCGAUUUCUCUGCUGUUCAACAGCGGGGUCAAAGUUAAAAUGGUCACUGGAGACGCAAAAGAAACCGCGGGCGCGAUCGCGAAUAUGAUUGGGCUGGACACGAUGCACAUGCGGUUGGUUUCCGGUGACAAAAUCGACACGAUGACUGAAGACGAGCUUCAGGAAAUAAUUGACAACGUCAGUGUGUUCUAUCGCGUCACCCCCAAGCACAAGCUCAGCAUCGUCAAGGCGCUGCAGAGAAACGGGAACAUCGUCGGCAUGACCGGUGACGGCGUCAAUGACGGAGUCGCUCUGAAAAAAGCGGAUAUCGGUAUCGCCAUGGGGAAAAAUGGUACCGAUGUGUGCAAAGAAGCCGCCGAUAUGAUUCUAGUCGACGAUGACUUCAAAACGAUUAUUUCCGCGAUUGAAGAGGGAAAGGGAAUUUUUUAUAAUAUCAGAAAUUUUGUGAGGUUCCAACUGAGUACCAGCAUCUCCGCUCUGGCUCUCAUAGCCCUGGCCACAAUGAUGAGUAUUCCGAAUCCUCUCAAUGCCAUGCAGAUUCUCUGGAUCAAUAUCAUCAUGGACGGGCCACCUGCUCAAAGUCUGGGAGUUGAACCAGUAGACAAAGACGUCCUGAGACAAAAGCCCAGAGAUACUAAGGAGCCGAUGAUUACACGGAGUCUAAUUAUAAACGUAUUAUUAUCAGCGGCUAUUAUUAUUCUGGGAACUCUUUGGGUGUAUAAUCGCGAGAUGACCUCCAAUGGAAUUACCGCCCGAGACACCACGAUGACAUUCACGUGUUUUGUGUUCUUCGACAUGUUCAAUGCGCUAAGCUGCCGAUCACAAACAAAGUCGAUAUUCAGCAUCGGGCUACUGAGCAAUAGAAUGUUCCUAAUUGCUGUAACUUUGUCUGUUGUGGGACAAAUGCUUGUUAUUUACUUUCCGCCGCUGCAAAAAGUGUUUCAAACUGAAGCACUUACAGCUAAAGACUUAGUAUUUUUAACGGCAUUAACAUCCAGCGUGUUCAUAAUAAGUGAACUAAAAAAAUUACUGGAGCGUCAGUGGGAGCGAAGACGAUCAUCAGGAUGGAAUUACCAGGAGAAGAAGAAGAUUUCGACAGUUGCGAAAAUAAAAAAAGGGAAAAAAGUUCGUGGGAAAAAGUAAUGAGUGCAUGGACACAUGACGCGCAUGAUCUUCAGCAUUUACUUCUGUAAAUAAAUAUAAUAUUUGUAAUAAUAAUGAUAACAACAACAACAACAUCCACAACAACAACAACAACAACUUUGAUAACACAAAUACUUGAUUGAUAACAUGCUGGAAAAGGUCUAGUCUUAUCGCCCGUCAACGCGAUACCGGAUUAUUAUUUACUUAUGAAUAAUAAUAAUACUAAUAAUGAUCGAUACGAAAAAUUGAUCAAGUUGAUGAGUAAGUUGACUGUGCUCCGGAAUAAUUAUUUGUUUAUUAUUCCUGUAAUUGUUUUAAUCAUGAGCAUUGAUCGACUAUGACGCUUUAUCGAAUCACACAUUUCAUCGUACAUUUCAUUUUUUUUUAUAUUUAUGGAUUUAAUGAGAUUUUUUCAUCGAGCAUGUAAUCCAAGCACGUGUCGAUUUUACAUUUUACAGUGGGGUGUGCGGACAGUUCGAUUUUAUUGAUAUUGAGGUUUAAUUUUAAUUCGGUGACUUUAAUUUUCUAAUGGUUUUGAGAGUUUUGAUUGGUCGGUUUCUUAAGUAUGCGAAUUUGAAUUAUAAUUGAAGGAAUUACUCAAGAUUUUAAAUUAAUUCGAUGUUAUCAAAGUUUUAAUUAUUCGAAUUAUUCGAAAUUUCAAAUUAUUCGGAUUACUCACAAUUUGCAACUAUUCGAAUUAAUCAAAAUUUCAAAUUAUUCGAAUAAUUCAAAUCUCCAAUUAAUCGAAUUAUUGAAAAUCUCCAAUUGUUCGAAUUAUUCAAAGUUUCAAAUUAUUCGAAUUAGUUAAAAUCUCCAAUUAUUAGAAUUAUUCGGUUUCAAAUUAUUUGAAUCAAUUGAAAUUUUUGAUU